AUGGUGAAAAGAAAGCUUGGGGCCUUGGAAAAGGUCGAAGCUGACCUGCCCAAUCUGCAGCAUAAGAUUCGCAGAGAUCCGAAAUCAUAUAUCGAAGAUUUUCGCGCCCAGCACUACCAAUAUGAGUCGCAUCGCGAAAUUUUCAUGGCUGCGCCGACCGCCGCAACGGAUACCGGUAUCAUUUCUCUCCGUGAAUUGAUCGACUUCAUCUCGCACGUCGCCGAUUGUUAUCCGGAUAUCUUGAAGGACUUCCCGCAGCAGCUCAUCGACAUGCUGAUGCAGCACCACCUGGUGCUGGAGCCGGAAUUGAGGGAAAAGCUGGUAGGAAGUCUGGUUCUGUUGAAAAAGAAGGAUCUUUUGGACUCCGCAACGUUGCUCCAUACCCUAUUCCCAAUUCUCAUCACUACGCCUAGCAAGACCCUACGUGCUCUUCUUUUCCAGAAGAUCUUGUCCGAACUUCGCAAUGCCAACUCCAAAACCACCAACCACAAGCUUAACCGCACUAUGCAGACUGUUCUCUUCAACUUGGUGACAUCGGAUCGCACCAGUUCUAAAGCUCUCUGGGCCAUUAAACUGACAAGAGAGCUGUGGAAGCGUCAGAUCUGGACUGAUGCGAAGGCUGUUGAGGUCAUGAAGGAGGCCAGUUUGUCCGAGAACGAGAAGGUCAUCGUUGGCGGCGUUCGCUUCUUCCUUGGUGGAGACAAGGAACGUGAGGAGGCUGAAGACGAUAGCAGUGAUGACGAGGCCAUCGAUGUUGGACGUAUCAAGCAUCAACUUGGUAUCAAUAAGAAGACCAAGAAGAAGGCUCGUGUUGCCGAAAAGGCCAUGGCUAUGCAUAAGAAGAAGGAGCGCAAGAAGAAUGCGCCGCACCCUCUGAAUUUCUCGGCACUUCACCUGCUGCACGAUCCUCAGGGAUUCGCAGAUUCGCUGUUCUCUCGACAUCUGCAAAGUACCAAGGCGAAGCUGAACCUUGAAAACAAGCUUCUUGUCUUGCAGCUGGUUUCGCGUCUAGUGGGUCUGCACAAGCUUCAUAUCAUGUCGCUUUAUUCCUACUUCCAGAAGUUCCUCACCCCUCGUCAACCUUCCGUCACCUCUUUUCUCGCAUCCUUGGCUCAGGCAUCGCACGAUCUGGUUCCUCCCGAUGUUCUUGAGCCUUUGGUUCAGAAGAUCGCGAAUGAGUUCGUCUCCGAAGCUUCUGCUGGAGAGGUUGCUACUGCUGGUCUUAAUGCCAUUCGAGAAAUUUGUGUUCGACAGCCUCUGGCAAUGAACGAAACCCUGCUGCAGGAUCUUGUCAUGUAUAAGAAAAGUAAAGACAAGGGUGUUAUGAUGGCUUCCAAGGGUCUUCUCAGUCUCUACCGUGAUGUCGGUGCGUCAAUGCUCAAGAAGCGCGAUCGCGGCAAGGAGGCAUCCAUGAGCCUUCGUGCUGGCGAAAAAUUGGGUAAGAGAUUUGGUGAGCAAGAAGCUGGUGGGAUUGAAGGUCUUGAGCUUCUGGAGAAAUGGAAGGAAGAGGAGCGCCGCAAGAAGCGUCGCGAGACGGGCCUGCCUUCUGAUGGCGAAGAUGACGACGAGGAAGAUGAGGCGGAGAAUUGGGCCAACUGGAAUGUUGAGGAUGAUGAUGAUAGCGACGAUUCAGGCGAUUGGGUCAACGUUCAGAGUGAUGUUGAAAUCGAACUCAGCGAUUCCGAGGAUGAAGGCAAGGCUCCUCCCUCAAAGAAGGCUAAGCAGACUGAGGAGGAAGCAAAGGCGGAGGCCGAGGAGAACGACAAGGCCGAUCAAGAUGCCUUCUCUAAGCUCGCUACCACAAAAAUCCUGACCCCUGCCGAUCUGGCGAAACUGGCCGAGCUCCGUGCCGAGGCUGCUGUUGAUGCCGCUCUUCCUGGAUCGAAGUCUCGCCGUGCCACCCAGAAUACUUCUCGUCAUACCGAUGACCCCUUGACUGCCGAGGAGAUUGAGGGUCUUGCCGCCUUGUCUGCCGGAAAGGCCACUCGUGAGGAGCGUAUUGCUCAUGCUCGUGAAGGCAAGCCAGACCGGUCCGAGCACAAGAGUAAGGAGGCGAAGCGCAAGGAGCGCAAGCAAGAACAAGGAAAGAGUACUACCAACAAGGAGAAGGCUCGCCGUAAGAACUUCCUGAUGACGCUGGGCAAGGCGCGGAGCAAGAACAAGCGGAGUCUGGUGGAAACUCGUGCUGUGCUCAAGGCGCAUCACGAUCGCCAGAGGAGAGGUGGAAAGAGAGGUAAUGUGGGAACAUCACAUUAG
Messenger RNA from Penicillium argentinense, 2256 nucleotides. Its product is annotated as SDA1 family protein. Bases 1 to 2256 code for a protein of 751 amino acids. Gene Ontology annotation, biological process: ribosomal large subunit biogenesis; ribosomal large subunit export from nucleus. Gene Ontology annotation, cellular component: nucleolus. The transcript is spliced from 4 exons. The record is from RefSeq and is a predicted model, not a curated record. NCBI's taxonomy places the organism in Eukaryota, Fungi, Ascomycota, Eurotiomycetes, Eurotiales, Aspergillaceae.